This is a messenger RNA of Hyaloscypha bicolor E, 2616 nucleotides long. RefSeq names its product ARM repeat-containing protein. The transcript has 7 exons. Gene Ontology annotation, cellular component: nucleus; cytoplasm. Gene Ontology annotation, biological process: protein import into nucleus. Gene Ontology annotation, molecular function: small GTPase binding; nuclear import signal receptor activity. The record is from RefSeq and is a predicted model, not a curated record. Bases 1 to 2616 code for a protein of 871 amino acids. Lineage: Eukaryota; Fungi; Ascomycota; Leotiomycetes; Helotiales; Hyaloscyphaceae.
AUGGACGUCAACCAAGUGCUUGAGAAUACCUUUUCCCCAGAUGCCGCCAUUCGAGGAGCUGCUGAACAACAGCUGACACAAGCUGCCGAGACCAAUUUCUCCGGAUACCUCGUCACGCUCGUUCAAGAGCUUGCAAAUGAAGAAGCCCAAGGUCCCGUCCGAGCAGCAGCCGGUAUUGCACUGAAGAACGCCUUCACCGCGCGGGAAUAUGCACGAUUACACGAUCUGCAAGAGAAAUGGGUCCAACAAGAUUUGGAAACGAAGAAGCGCGUCAAGGACCUGACUCUACAGGCUCUUGCCUCCAGCACCGCACAAGCCGGGCAAGCAGCAGCUCAAGUUGUCGCGUCGAUAGCCGCCAUCGAACUCCCACGCGAACAAUGGCCGGAGCUCAUGCCGAGUCUGGUGCGAAAUGUUGGAGAGGGCGGUGAUCAUCUCAAGCAGGCUUCUUUGACUACUAUUGGGUUUAUCUGUGAGAGUCAAGAUGCCGACCUUAGAUCGAGUCUUGUUCAACACUCCAACGCGAUCCUGACCGCUGUCGUACAAGGGGCACGAAAGGAGGAGCCGAAUCCGGAAGUCCGCCUGGCUGCCAUAUAUGCGCUUGGAGACUCUUUAGAGUUUGUGGAGAGCAACUUUAAGAAUGAGGGCGAGCGAAACUACAUCAUGCAGGUCAUUUGCGAAGCUACACAAGCCUCGGAUUCCAGGAUACAGCAGGGUGCCUUCGGAUGUCUCAACCGAAUUAUGGCCCUUUACUAUGAGCUUAUGUGCUUCUACAUGGAGAAGGCUCUCUUUGGGCUCACCAUUAUGGGCAUGAAGAGCGAGGAGGAAGAUGUUGCGAAGCUUGCAGUCGAGUUCUGGAGCACGGUUUGCGAAGAAGAGAUUGCCAUUGAGGAUGACAAUGCACAAGUCGAGAAUACAGAUCAGAUGCGUGAAAUCUUCCACUUCGCUAAUGUUGCAACAAAGGAAGUUGUCCCUGUUCUUCUUCACCUUUUGACCAAGCAAGACGAAGAUGCAGCCGAUGACGAGUACAACAUCUCAAGAGCUGCUUACCAGUGUCUGCAACUUUAUGCUCAGGCUGUCGGGGGAGGUGUUAUCCAACCGGUCUUGGCGUUUGUUGAGGCCAACCUCCGUCAUGAAGACUGGCAUAAUCGUGAUGCCGCUGUAUCUGCUUUCGGUGCUAUCAUGGAAGGUCCGGAGGAGAAAGUCAUUUCGCCAAUUGUUAAGCAAGCACUUCCAGUUAUCAUCAAGAUGAUGGAAGAUCCUGUCAUCCAUGUUAAGGACUCAACAGCAUAUGCUCUUGGACGUAUCACCGAAGCAUGCUCAGAUGCAAUUGACCCGACUCUCCAUCUUCCACAACUGAUCAAGUCACUCUUCGAGGGCCUGAUCAGCAGCCCUAAGAUGGCAGGAUCCUGCUGCUGGGCUCUGAUGAACCUGGCGGAGCGAUUUUCCGGCGAGAUUGGAUGCCAACAAAACCCUCUCACACCUCAUUUCAAUGAGAGCAUCACACGUCUUCUCCAGGUCACUGAGAGACCGGAUGCGGACAACCAACUGCGAACUGCUGCGUAUGAAGUACUUAACACCUUCGUCCAAAACGCUGCAAAUGAUAGCUUGCCUGCUGUUGCAUCCUUGUCGGACGUCAUCAUCAAGCGAUUGGAGGAUACCAUCCCUCUCCAGACCCAAGUCGUCAGUGUCGAGGACAAGAUCACACUUGAAGAGAUGCAGACCAGCCUGUGCACUGUGCUCCUGGCAAUCAUCCAACGUCUCGAGAAGGAAAUCGCACCACAAGCCAAUCGCAUCAUGACCAUCUUGUUGCAGAUCCUUGCUACUGCUGGUGCCAAAUCAAGUGUUCCCGAUGCUGUUUUCGCAACAGUCAGCAGCUUGGCCAAUGCUCUGGAAGAGAACUUCGCUGCUUAUAUGGAAGCCUUCUCACCAUACCUCUACAAUGCUCUCGGCAACCAGGAAGAGCCAGGAUUGUGCUCAAUGGCAAUUGGUCUCGUUAGCGAUAUAACUCGUUCAAUGGGUCCAUUGAGUCAGCCAUAUUGUGACACAUUUAUGAACUAUCUACUGAACAAUUUGAGGAGUACGGCUCUUGCCAAUCAAUUCAAGCCUGCGAUUCUUCAGUGCUUUGGGGAUAUUGCUGGCGCAAUUGGAGGCCAUUUCGAGACUUACCUAUCGGUUGUCGCUCAGGUCCUUCAGCAGGCUGCUGGUGUUCAAGCCAGCCCCGAUGGAUCAUAUGAGAUGUUCGACUACGUUAUCUCGUUACGUGAGGGAAUCAUGGAUGCUUGGGGCGGAAUCAUUGGUGCCAUGAAGACCGAUGGCAAGACCGCUUUGCUGCAACAAUACGUCGAAUCGAUCUUCUCUCUUCUCAACAUCGUCUGGCUAGAUCAGAAUAGGAGUGAUGCUCUGAUGCGAGCUUCCAUGGGUGUUAUUGGUGACCUUGCUGAUGCUUUCCCUCAUGGAGAGUUCGCCGCCUACUACCGCGCAGAGUGGCUUACCCAAAUGAUCAAGGAUACUCGCCAAAACCGCGAAUUCCAAGCCCGAACCAUCGAUACGGCACGUUGGGCCCGUGAGCAGGUCAAGCGCCAAAUCGGCGGAUCUCAAGGCAUUCAGCAAACUUGA